AGCAGCCGAAGCUGGAAGGUGUUUAUUGUUCCUUCCCGUUCGGUGAGAAAAAAGAGGGUGGCAAAAGCGGAGAUACAACCGAGAUCACCGGCAAUUCCUACAGAGCUGGAAAAGUAGCUAUUUCACAGAGGUAACAGCAUUAAAGGCCAGGACCGAUAGGCACAGCAUUCGUUGGCCAUGGCGUACGCGUACCUCUUCAAAUACAUCAUUAUCGGAGACACGGGAGUGGGGAAAUCGUGUUUACUGCUACAGUUUACAGAUAAGAGGUUUCAGCCGGUGCACGAUCUCACUAUUGGUGUAGAAUUUGGUGCGCGAAUGAUCACCAUUGAUGGGAAACAGAUUAAACUUCAGAUCUGGGACACAGCGGGUCAGGAGUCGUUCCGGUCCAUCACCAGAUCCUACUACAGAGGGGCUGCUGGGGCGCUGCUGGUUUAUGACAUCACAAGAAGGGACACCUUCAACCACUUGACCACUUGGUUAGAAGAUGCUCGACAACAUUCCAAUUCCAACAUGGUCAUCAUGCUGAUAGGGAAUAAAAGUGACUUGGAGUCCCGGAGAGAGGUGAAGAAGGAGGAGGGAGAGGCCUUUGCCAGAGAACACGGUCUUAUCUUCAUGGAAACCUCCGCCAAGACGGCGUCAAACGUAGAAGAGGCAUUCAUCAACACAGCCAAGGAGAUCUACGAGAAGAUUCAGGAAGGGGUCUUCGAUAUUAACAAUGAGGCAAACGGCAUUAAGAUUGGUCCUCAGCACGCUGCCACCAGCGCCACGCUGUCGGGCAGCCAGGGGGGGCAGCAGGCUGGGGGGGGCUGCUGCUGAGAGCUCCUGUCUCUGCUCCCCAGGCUGGGCUCCCUCCCCCCCCCACCUCUGUAACCUGCCCGUAACCUGCUGCCAACCUCUCUCUAACUGCCCCCCUAGCCUUCUCCUAACCUUGUCCCAACAUCCCCCUAACCUUCUGCUAACCUUCCCUUAACCUUCUCCCAAUCUCUCCCUAACGUUCCCCAACCUUCCCCCUAACCCCCCCC
Molecule: messenger RNA, 1022 nt
Organism: Megalops cyprinoides (Indo-Pacific tarpon)
Lineage: Eukaryota; Metazoa; Chordata; Actinopteri; Elopiformes; Megalopidae
Product: ras-related protein Rab-2A
Exons: 8
Coding region: 178-816 (212 amino acids)
Cellular component (GO): Golgi apparatus
Molecular function (GO): GTP binding; GTPase activity
Source: RefSeq, a predicted model, not a curated record